Messenger RNA from Epithele typhae, 1587 nucleotides. RefSeq names its product MFS polyamine transporter. Lineage: Eukaryota; Fungi; Basidiomycota; Agaricomycetes; Polyporales; Epitheliaceae. The transcript has 10 exons. Gene Ontology annotation, biological process: transmembrane transport. Bases 1 to 1587 code for a protein of 528 amino acids. Gene Ontology annotation, molecular function: transmembrane transporter activity. The record is from RefSeq and is a predicted model, not a curated record.
AUGGCUGACGUCCACCAGCACACUGCAACCAGCCCAGAGUCUGCCACGCCCACCGUCAACGACGAGUUUGCCACGCUCCGGCCCGUAGACCCGGAGACAGGCGUCGAAGGGCACGAAGACGAUAAAAAGAUGUCCAAGGAACGUGUGGAGGACUCCCAGGAGUCUGACCCCAGUGUACUGAUCGUCAAUUGGGAUGGUCCUGACGACCCCCUCAAUCCCAAGAACUGGUCAUCGAGGAAGAAGUGGGCCGCGACCGCCGUCGUGUCCGCAUUCACCUUCAUCUCCCCGCUCUCAUCCUCGAUGAUGGCCCCCGCCAGCGACCAGAUUGCCAGCGAGUUCGGCGUCACGAACGACAUUGUGAUCGCGAUGAUGACUUCAAUAUUUGUCGCUGCAUUCGCAUUUGGCCCUCUACUUUUAGGCCCGCUUAGCGAGGUCUACGGCCGCGCCCGCGUCCUCCAGCUUGCGAACCUCUUCUACCUCGCUUGGAAUCUUGGCUGCGGGUUCGCACAAAAUACAGGGCAACUCAUCGCAUUCCGCUUCCUCGCAGGCCUUGGUGGAAGCGCCCCGCUCUCAAUUGGUGGCGGUGUUUUGGGCGACCUUUUCAGGCCCGAGGAACGAGGGGCGGCAAUUGCCAUCUACUCUCUCGCCCCGCUCCUUGGCCCCGUCAUCGGCCCAGCGUGCGGCGCCUGGGUUGCUCAGAAGUCGACCUGGCGUUGGGUGUUCUGGUCAACGUCAAUUGCAUGUGCACUCAUCCAGGGUCUCGGCCUCAUCUACCUCCGUGAAACGUUCCCCCCUGUGUUGCUCGAAUGGCGAGCGCAGAAAAUUCGCAAAGGCCUCGACCCAGAGAAGGGCCAAUACCGUGAAGUCCGCACCGUGUUUGACGGCGCCGAUCGACACUGGAGGCACAUCAUUGCGAAAGCCCUUGUCCGCCCCUUCGCGCUCUUCGUCCGCGAACCGAUCGUGCAGCUCCUUGGUGUCUACAUGGCGUUCCUCUACGGCACGCUCUACAUCUUCCUUACCACCAUGCCCUCCAUCUUCGAGGGCACCUACCACCAGGACGUCGGCAUCGCUGGUCUGCACUACUUCGCGCUCGGCGUCGGCCUCUCUGGCGCCUCGCAGAUCAACGCGCGCACGCUCGACAAGGUCUACCGCUACCUCAAGGACCGCAACGGCGGCGUCGGCCGCCCCGAGUUCCGUCUCCCGCCGAUGGUGCCCGGCUCGCUCCUGCUCCCCAUCGGGCUGCUCAUCACCGGCUGGACCGCGCGCGCGGACGUGCCCUGGAUCGCGCCCGACAUCGGCAUCGCGCUCGUCGGCGCGGGCACGAUCCUCAACUUCCAGUGCAUCCAGACGUACGUCGUCGACGCCUUCACGCUCCACGCCGCCUCCGCGCUCGCCGCCGUCACCUUCCUGCGCUCGCUCGCCGGCUUCAGCUUCCCGCUCUUCGCGCCCGCGAUGUACCAGGCGCUCGGGUUCGGCAAGGGCGACACCAUCCUCGCCGCGUUCGCGAUCGCCGUCGGGAUCCCCUCGCCGUUCUUGCUGUGGAAGUACGGCGAGCGCGUCCGGAAGGCGAGCAGGUAUGCGAAGUAG